Molecule: messenger RNA, 2346 nt
Organism: Rotaria socialis
Lineage: Eukaryota; Metazoa; Rotifera; Eurotatoria; Philodinida; Philodinidae
Source: the annotation of a GenBank genome assembly
AUGUUUACUUCGCCCAUGGAAACAGAAGCAAUCUCCUACGAUGUUUCGAGUAUUGAUCUGAAACGCACAGCCAUUGAUUUCAGUGGUCAAAUUGGGUCCUUUUAUGAUGCGUGCCAAGAUCGUGUACUCGAACAGUCGAUUGAAAAUUGCAGAGAACUGCCAGUACAAACAGAUGUAACAGUUCAAGGAGAAAUUAAAUGUGGCUACGAUGAACAACCGCAGAAUAUUUUACGAUUCGUUUUUCAAGACGACCAUACAAGAUUGAGUAUUGUAUUAGGAUUAACAUCACGUACAGGUAGGGCUUCACUAAUUACUUAUCCCCAUCAAUACGAUGAAUGUACUCGAUUCUUCUGUUAUUCGUGUGCAAAUCAUGUACACAAAAUCGCAGAAAUGGCCGAGUAUAACGAACAACCGAUAUCUUUCUCUGCAGCAACACAUGUUAUAACCCAUAUUGAGUCGGGAAUCGAUUUAGUUGCAGUUAUGCAGCUGCGAUCUAAUAAAGAUGCAGAGACCGCGACUGAUCGUAUACUCAACGAACUUCUUGAAUGUUUACUACAUGAUGGGAAUAUUUCUUUAUCAAGUGAAGAUGAAGAAAUUCUUGCAAAAAACAUUGUUCAAACGACAGUUUACACCAAUGUUGAUGAAUUAAAAAAUCUAACCUCAAUUCUUGAUGUUAGUCACCAUAUCCUCCGAAGCAAAACUAGCAUCCGCCCAAUAACGUAUACUCUUCGACCCAUUAAGUGUUCAAAAUUCACUCUUCUACCAAGAGAACUUAGUGAAAAUAUUGAAGAUUAUGUGCUUCAACGAGUUACUGAUAUGAGACAAUUAGAAAAAUUUGGCACAAAUGAUGGAAGCAACUUAUUAUCCGAACAUUUGAAAGUGCAACUGACUAAUAUUAAAGCCCAGCGGUCUGAUUUGAAAAACAUAUUAAGAAAUGAAUUCAAACAAAUUUCCAAUUUAGUGAUCGCGAUUCGUUGUGGUCAAACUGACUGUAGUAGGUUACAAGAAUUACUUGGCAGCGAUGCACGAAAAACGGCGGAAGUUAGUAUUAAUCAUUUAAAGCAGAAUAUAAUGCAAUUCGAGCAAAAAGAAAAUUUUAUCCAAUAUUUAAAGCAAAAGAACAUCGAAUAUUUGGAUGCAUCUGCUUACAAAAUAAAUGAACACGAUGGUGAAAUAGCCAUUGUAAAGAAAUUGGUUGGAGAUAAGCAAAAUUAUCGAAUUUUCUGCUCCAGCGAUCUGCUAAACCACAAUAACUCAAAUGAAUUUCAAAAGUUAAUAUCUGGAUUAAUAGAAGAAGCCAACACAAACCCUGGUUUAUGUCUCAUCUAUGCAGAUUUUUCUUAUUGUUCUUUUCGUGUAUCUACUAUGGCUGUUUUGUCACCUUCAACGAGGAUGAAUGAAGACAAAAUCGAACACGCUUCGUCUCCAUCGAUAGAAACAGUUUUUGCACCAUCGGAUAUACCUGAGAAGUCGAUUGAAGAUCCUGUCGCUGAAGCGGUAUCUAAUACACCUCCAGUGGCACCAUCGGCGCCCACUGGUGAAACUAUUAGAAUUCUUCUUUUGGGUGAAACUGGAGUUGGCAAAUCAACUUUCAUCAAUGCUUUUGCCAAUUAUCAUAAAUACAGUACUCUUGCACUGGCCGAGUCAAGUCAACCAGUUGUACUUAUGCCGGUUUCAUUUAUGAUCACCACUGGUAAUGAUUUCACCGAACAUGUUAUUCAAUUUGGUGAUAUGAAUGAUUCACACAAUGAAGAUUUUCAUCGUGCUGGUCAAUCUGUAACGCAACACUGUAAAUCGUAUACAUUUGAUCUUAAUCAUAGUGACGGAAAGAAGUUGUGUAUCAUUGAUACACCUGGUUUUUGUGAUACAAGAGGUAUGGAACAAGAUGAUCAUAAUAUGCAACAUAUCUUAGAUUAUAUCAAAGAUAUUCAUGGUGUAGAUUUCACAUGUAUCCUUUUCAAGCCGAAUGAUGCUAGGCUCAGUAUCUUCUAUCGAUCAUGUUUUACUCAAUUGCUCUCUAUUUUACAUACAACAUCAGUUAAUAAUAUUAUUUUUUGUUUUACCAACUCUCGAUCGACAUUGUAUUCUCCUGGUGAUACAGCACCGUUGAUUAAAAAGAUGCUCACACAAGUCUCACUUGCUAAUAUUCCAUUCAAAAAAGACAACGCAUUCUGUUUUGAUAGUGAAUCAUUUCGUUAUUUGGUUGCCCUACAAAAUAGAAUUUCAUUCGAUCAUUUAGACAAACAAGAGUAUGAAAAUAGUUGGAUCCAUUCCGUUAGUCAAACAAAUCGUCUUAUUCGAUAUAUCUGUGACAACUUCGAUGCUUCUCGAAGGCGAGAUCAAUGA